AUGGCGCCCUCCAAGGACAUGCCUGGAGAAAGCACAUGUACGACCUGCCAGUUCUCUGAAGACUUCAGCAACUACUGGACCGCUAUACUGUAUUUCCGAGCCCGCAAUGGCACCUACAAGCGGGUACCUCAACACAGCAAUGCGGGUUUCGAGGGCGCAACAGGGGGUGGGAUGACAGUCUACUACAUGACCGAUCCGCUUUAUAACUCUCAGCCAAAGUCGAAGGUCACAGCCUUCAAACCAGGCUUCCGAAUGUUCGUCGGCGACAUCAACGCAAGGACCAAGGAAGAUGCUGCUCGCUUCCGACAACUCACAUACACCUGCAUGACAGAUGCCGGCUCUCCUUACAAAAAGAACAGGUUCGAAGUCAUUUGGGACACGUCAAAGUUCAACGAUCCCGCCGAUUGGCCUGAAGACGGCUCACAGCCAUUCGUGUGGUCUUUCGGAGAUCCAACCGGCUACGCGAAUCAUGCCGACUGUUAG
Didymosphaeria variabile is the source of this 483-nucleotide messenger RNA. RefSeq lists its product as uncharacterized. NCBI's taxonomy places the organism in Eukaryota, Fungi, Ascomycota, Dothideomycetes, Pleosporales, Didymosphaeriaceae. The coding region runs from base 1 to 483 and encodes 160 amino acids. The record is from RefSeq and is a predicted model, not a curated record. The transcript has 4 exons.